Oncorhynchus kisutch (coho salmon) is the source of this 3126-nucleotide messenger RNA. RefSeq names its product cyclin-Y. The transcript has 12 exons. Gene Ontology annotation, molecular function: protein kinase binding. The record is from RefSeq and is a predicted model, not a curated record. The coding region runs from base 471 to 1535 and encodes 354 amino acids. Gene Ontology annotation, biological process: regulation of cyclin-dependent protein serine/threonine kinase activity. Lineage: Eukaryota; Metazoa; Chordata; Actinopteri; Salmoniformes; Salmonidae.
AGAGAAAAACUAAAGUUUCUAUCGGACAGAUUCAGGUAGCUAACUCCCCAUUUAAUUUCGUUUGCUUCCGUUUAAGAAACGUUUCGCAACAGAAUUGGUGUAAUGAAUACGGCCCUGGCAAGCUGUUUAUUAUGCCGAUUCUGUUGCAAAUCGUUUUGCAACUGUUUGGACUAAUGAUUACACCCCUGGCACAUCUGAUAACAGUCAAUAGCGUGGUUAAUGCGUGAGCUUGGCAGACUGUGGAAACUAAGAGGAAGGCUGGCUGCAACGGUUUACAGUGUAAUAUCUGUCAUUUUUCUCUGCUGAGUCUAGUCAUUAUCUCGUUGACUGUGCGAGGAUUUAUCAAUGACAGUGCAUUUACGUGCUGGUCGCAGUGGCGGUUUCACCCUUGGUGCUCUGAUCCUCCUCCCCUCUUCAGUAUCAAUUUGAACCGACUAAUAUCAUUCUUCGAAGAGAGCAAUAUUGGAAAGAUGGGAAGCACGAGCUCUUGCUGUGUGUCUUCGAGCCCGAAGCUCCGGAGAAAUGCCCAUUCGAGGCUGGAGUCGCACAACCCGGAGCCGGAGUUGAGUAGGGAGGAUACGGGCUGCAACCUGCAGCAUAUCAGCGACCGAGAGAAUGUCGACGAGUUGAACAUGGCGUACAACCCCUCUGACCAUCCUCAGGCCAGCACUAUAUUCCUCAGUAAAUCUCAGCCGGAUGUGGAGUUGCCUAGCAAGAAUGUGCGUGAAAAAAGAAAGAGCCUCUUCAUCAAUCAUUUAACACACAUUGACGAGUCAAAGCAUGGAUCAAGGAGACGAAAACACAGCUCCUGUUCCACCAUCUUCCUAGAUGACAACACUGUCAGUCAGCCCAACCUUAAAUUCACCAUCAAAUGUGUAUCCCUUGCAAUAUAUUACCAUAUAAAGAACAGGUACACAGAUGGAGGAAUGCAGCAAGACAUUUUUGACGAGAAGCUUCACCCUCUCUCGAAAUCAGAAGUGCCGUCUGACUAUGACAAACACAACCCAGAGCAGAAGCAGAUCUACCGCUUCGUCCGGACGCUGUUCAGCGCUGCACAGCUCACUGCAGAAUGUGCCAUUGUUACACUGGUGUACGUUGAGAGGCUGCUGACGUAUGCAGACAUAGACAUUGGCCCAGGGAACUGGAAGCGUAUGUUGCUGGGAGCCAUCCUGCUGGCAUCUAAAGUCUGGGACGAUCAGGCUGUGUGGAACGUAGACUACUGCCAGAUCCUCAAAGACAUCACCGUGGAGGACAUGAACGAGCUGGAGCGUCAGUUUCUGGAGCUUCUUCAGUUCAACAUCAACGUUCCGUCUAGUGUUUAUGCCAAGUACUACUUUGACCUGCGCUCACUGUCAGCGACCAACAACCUGAGCUUCCCUCUGGAGCCCCUGAGCCAGGACAAAGCCCAGCAACUAGAGGCGAUCUCGAGGUUGUGUGACGACAAGUACAAAGAUGCCAGGAGAGCUGGCAAGAAGCGCUCUGCGAGCGUGGACAACCUGGUCGGAGUGCGAUGGGUCCCUGCCAUCCUCUCCUAACAACCAGGAACAUAGACCAUACCUGAGACUGGGCCUCAGGCCAGCAUGGGGACAUCCAGUCUUUUACAUAGCAAAAUUCUAGUAACUUUCCGAACAAUCCCAGAUUUUCUAGAAAUCCUGCUUGGAAGAUUCCCGGAAUCAGCAGGAAAUCUAGAAUCCUCCGAUCUGGAUUUCUGGAAAACCUGACAACCUAACUUAGACAGACUUUGUCCUCAUCACAGAUAGAUGCCUUUGCAGUGCCGCUACUCCUGUAACACAGAAGGAAGAACUCUCUACAGGACUGGUACUUCACUGACUGUUAAGAAAAACAAAGCUUCUUUGUGAUAUAACAUAAAGAUUUGACUGUUUGGAGAGCUCAUGACAUCAUAGCUUCCUGUUGACAGAAGUAGCCAGAUCACCGCGGCAACAUGAGCUUUAUGCGUUGAAGCAGCAAACCAAGAUAGAAGUGGUCAGAAAACAAAAUGUCAAUGUCAUUUGACCUCUUUCCCUGGAUCAUGCCAAACGAAAAGGGACUGAAACGAGGAGGGACGACCUGAAAUUGUCCAAUAAGAAACUUGUGUUUUCGUUGCCGUUGCAAAACGCUUUGCUACAGUGUCCACUAAUGAAUACGACCAUGGGUCUGGACUAUCCAACCUGGCAUGACAGGACAGAUGGUUGCCUUUACAGACUGUUCUGUGGCUUUUGGUGAACAGGUUUUUAUUUAUUUUGUAUUCAUAGUUGUUUUUACUACUAAGUGCUACAGCCAACCAAACCCAGGUAAAAUAUUUGAUCAGAUAAAAUAGCCUUCUAGCUGUGCAGGCGUUUCUACUUGAUCUACACACACAUUCCAGAAUCAUUUAGUUCUUAAUGAACACAAUUAUUUUGUUUAUGUUCAAACAAGUUGGCCAUAAUUAAUACCUUUCCACUUGUGUACAGUUACUGUGCCUCCCAAUACCUAGAAUGUUGUAUUCAAAUCUGCAGCUAAAAUCCUAAUUGAAAGCUUUUGGAGAUAUGUGAGUGAUUUUUAGCUACUGUGAAUGUGUCAUCCACAGGAUUCAAAGUAGGUUAUGUUGACAAGAAAGCAACCAAUGAAAGGAUAGAAAUGGGUUGUCAUACUUGAUACACUGUAGAGCAUGACUUGUGUUUUUUGUCUCGGAACUCUGGAUGUUUUAAGCUACAAUGUUUGUUUUUUUAAGAACAAAAACCUGAACCCUGAGCCAACUUAUAACAUGGCUCCUUCAAACUUUGUACAGAUUGAUUUAGUCUUUUAAGCAAUUAUUUUUGAUUCAAAUAUUAUUGUUAAAUUCCUGAUCAACUUUUAUUUGUGUUUUAUUAUUUGUCAAGAAGAGCCCUGACAACUGAAGCACUAGAAUGUAAUUCUUUUGCUUAUCAACUUUCUACAGUGUGUAAACAAGUGUUAAAGUGAUGAUGAUUAUUAAUUAUUAUUGAUCAUUAACUUCAUUGUUAAAUAUUUAUAUUGACGUGUUGAUCCAUGUUUAUACUAAAAGAAAAUUCCCUUGUUUUCUUAUUUUGUGUUUUUUUUGUACAUUUAAACAGGCUACAAAUAAAUCUCAGAGGAUAACACAUUAGUGUUAAAAACACUUAUUUCCAA